AUGAUUGGAUAUAGAAAAGCCAUAAUUGGUACAUCCAGCUCUUUCCAAUAUGGACAUUUUAUUAAUGAUAUGUUAUGCUCAUUAAUUUUGGUUCCACCUUCAUAUUUUAUUGAUUCUGUUAUUUUUGUUAAUUUUAAUGUAACCACAGCAAAAGUAUAUUUAAAAUGCCUUGGAAUUCCCUAUUCUGAAGUUUUUCAAUUAACAAAUGACUGGCAUUAUGUAUCAGAAGCUUACUUUCUUAGAUCAAAAGAGGUGACAAAUUCACUUAACGUCGAAGGGCUUCCUAAUCUUCAAAAAAGAUUUUUUAAAUAUUUAAACCUUUCAGAUAUUGCUUCUACAAAGUACCGAAUACUUAAUAAAAAAGAUGGUCUAUGGGGAAGGAUCAAUAAUAUUGAAGAAUUGACAUCUUUAAUUCAAAAAACAUAUCCGCAAUAUGAUUUCCAACGUUUAGAUGACAGCACACCAAAUUCAAUCUAUUCUAUAUCUAAAGCACUUGCAGAAAUAAAGUUAUUAGUUACAUGUGGGGGUUCAAUGGUAUUUAAUUCAAUAUUCAUGCAUAAAAACACUGGAAUUGUAAUAUGUGGUUCAGAAAUAAUAGACUAUCCUGAUACUAAUCUAGGAUAUUCUCUUGAUAUUUGGAUGAUUUAUAUUACAAGUUUGUUUUAUCAUGGAAGAAUUACAGAUGAGGAUUACAACAUCAAGCCAGUAGUUACAGCAGUAUCAUACAUGCUAUAUGCAUUUGAAAACUUAAAAUUCCCUGCUGAUGCUUUCAAUGACUACAGCUAUGCUUACAAUAUAGCAAAUAUAACCAUAAUGGCACAGGAGGAACAAAAAUCGUUUGGACGAUUUUAA
This is a messenger RNA of Trichomonas vaginalis G3, 852 nucleotides long. RefSeq names its product glycosyltransferase family. NCBI's taxonomy places the organism in Eukaryota, Parabasalia, Trichomonadida, Trichomonadidae. The transcript has a single exon. Bases 1 to 852 code for a protein of 283 amino acids. The record is from RefSeq and is a predicted model, not a curated record. Gene Ontology annotation, molecular function: glycosyltransferase activity.